UGGGUUUGGCGCGAUGAAACAUUAACAUGAAGCCAAAAUAUCAGUUAGGACACUAGUAUAUGUAUAUUAGACCAAAUCAGCAUAUGUAUCUAAUGUGUAUCUUAGGCGUCUGCGAUAUAUAUUAGUUCUCUUUUAAAGAAAAAGAAAACAUUACAUAGCCUAAUAGCAACGGGAACUGCUUCUAACUGCGUUGAACUGCUCUGAGAAACAAAGGGCUACAGUGUGGCAUUUGAAUUAAAAUAAAGGCUAGCCUAUUGUUUCUCAGAACAGUUAUCUUUACAUUUGCAACUUGAAAACUUGACGUGUUAUUUGCGGUAGUGAGUCUGGGAGGGAAAACUUAGCCUAAUAGCUAGAUCCGCCACACCUCUGUCCAGCGCGAACAGCGUGCCACCUGUUCACACCCUCCGAUUCAAGACUGUAGUCACAGGAAGUCUGGCCAGUGAAACACGUCUAUGGGAGCGCUUAUUACUGUGUGUGGAGUUACUCCAACUUUCCAAAACUGUUAAAACAAGUACAAGCGAAGAUGCUCUGUUUAUGAGGCAUCCUGAGUUUUCUGUCACUGUGUGGCGACAGUUUCUUCCACAGAAGCAUCAGGAAAAGAUGGCGAACUCGACUAUAGAGAGCUUGUUUUAUCAGAAACCGGCAAAGAACGCUACGCAGACGCCCGAUGUCGAUCGUUCGUACAAGGCGUAUCUCGUGGGGAUUAUCAUCGCCAUAUGUGGGAAUUUUCUGAUCAGCAUCUCCUUGAAUAUCCAGAAGUACACCCAUGUGCGGCAGUCCCAGACGGGCUCCAAGCCCUACUACACCUGUUUCCUCUGGUGGUGUGGCAUCGGCCUCAUGGGUGUGGGCGAGCUGGGCAACUUUGCGGCCUACGGCUUCGCCCCAGCCUCGCUCAUCGCCCCACUGGGCUGCGUGUCCGUCAUUGCCAGCGCUGUGAUCUCUGUGGUGUUCCUCAAAGAGACCUUACGGGCCUCUGAUGUCCUGGGCGGAGCUCUUGCUGUGACGGGGACGUACCUCUUGGUGACCUUCGCCCCCCACACCUCCCAGCACGUCACGGCACACCUGGUCCAGAGAUACUCCGUCAGCUGGCAGUUCCUCACCUACCUUACUAUAGAGAUUAUUGUGUUCUGUGUUCUACUCUACUUGUACAAGAGGAGGAACUUGAAACACAUUGUGGUGGUGCUAAUGCUGGUGGCUCUGCUUGCCUCGCUGACGGUCAUUUCGGUCAAGGCCGUGUCCGGGAUGAUCACGGAGUCGGUGAAGGGAAGCCUCCAGCUCACGUACCCCAUCUUUUACGUCAUGGCUGUGGUGAUGGUGGCGUCCUGUGGGUUCCAGAUCAAAUUCCUGAACCAAGCCAUGAAGAUGUUUGAUGCGACAGAGGUUGUGCCCAUCAACUUUGUGUUCUUCACUGCUAGUGCGAUUGUUGCAGGCAUUGUGUUUUAUCAGGAAUUCUACGGUUUGGCUCUGCUGAACAUCUUCAUGUUUCUUUUUGGGUGUCUGCUGUCCUUCCUUGGAGUAUUUCUGAUUGCGAGGAACAGGCCGAAAGUCAAGACCGAGCAGCCUUUCAUUGACAUGGGACAAGUGCCCGGAAGGAGAUGCACUGAUAAAGUGCAGCCCGAAGCCAAACACAUAACGUAUGGAUCUCUGGCAGCCAAAAUAUUACACCUGGACAAAAAGGGCGAGCAGCAGGAGGAGACUUCAACAUGAGACUCAAUCCACGCAGCUGUUUGGACAAACCGUCCGUAUCCACGGAUACGCACACGCGCGGAUGGUCAAGUUCCUGGUGUACAUCCACGGAGAGAACUUCAUCCGAGUCUGACCCAACGGAAAUUCCUUACUGAGGGACAGUAGACAUACUACGUGUUUACAGGUCUGUAACAAGCCAAAAAGGUGGGAAUCCCACCAAAGCGCAAGGACUUUGUCAUAUUUAUUACUUGAAAGGACAGCGAGGCUUGACUUUAACAUGUAGCUUCAACUGAUGCGUAAUUCACACGAACUGUGUUUUCAGGUGAAAUGGCACAAUGCUUAUUACUGUUGUGUGUAUGGCAUACUAAAUGCAAAGAGUUAAAUUAUGCAAAUGUACAUUAACAAGAUAUUACCAAUAAACUUAUUACUGUAGAUUCA
Anguilla anguilla (European eel) is the source of this 2124-nucleotide messenger RNA. RefSeq names its product NIPA-like protein 2. The record is from RefSeq and is a predicted model, not a curated record. Gene Ontology annotation, biological process: magnesium ion transport. The transcript is spliced from 11 exons. Bases 535 to 1707 code for a protein of 390 amino acids. Gene Ontology annotation, cellular component: membrane. Lineage: Eukaryota; Metazoa; Chordata; Actinopteri; Anguilliformes; Anguillidae. Gene Ontology annotation, molecular function: magnesium ion transmembrane transporter activity.